AUGUUUGUUUAUAAAAGAGAUGGACGUAAGGAACGGGUGCAGUUCGACAAGAUCACAGCUCGCGUAUCUAGGCUCUGCUAUGGCCUGGAUCCGGAGCAUGUCGAUGCUGCAGCUAUCACCCAGAAGGUCAUUUCUGGGGUUUAUCAAGGAGUAACGACUGUCGAACUCGACAACUUGGCAGCUGAGACUGCUGCGUAUAUGACCGUAACCCAUCCAGAUUAUGCCACCCUUGCUGCCCGGAUAGCUGUAUCCAACCUCCACAAGCAAACGAAGAAACAGUUCUCUUCCGUGAUAGAUGAUCUGUACCAUUACCACAACCCGAAAAACCAACGACCUGCCCCGAUGAUAUCGCAGACUACGUACGAAACAGUGAUGCGUCAUGCAGAUGAAUUUAAUUCCGCUAUUGUCUAUGAUCGUGACUUCAACUACCAAUACUUUGGAUUCAAGACUCUGGAGCGGUCUUAUUUGCUUCGAAUUAACGGCAAAGUUGCGGAACGCCCGCAACACAUGAUCAUGCGUGUUGCUGUUGGCAUCCACGGAGAUGAUGUAGAAAGAGUCAUCGAAACAUAUAAUCUCAUGUCCCAGAAAUUCUUCACACAUGCUUCUCCAACCCUUUUCAAUGCUGGUACCCCUCAGCCUCAGAUGGCUUCUUGUUUCCUAAUCGACAUGAAGGAGGAUAGUAUUGAGGGUAUUUAUGACACUUUGAAGACUUGUGCUUUGAUUUCAAAAACUGCUGGUGGUAUUGGUCUCAACAUUCACCGCAUUCGUGGCACUGGCUCUUACAUAGCUGGAACAAAUGGGUCCUCAAAUGGAAUCGUUCCUAUGCUCCGCGUUUUCAACAACACUGCCAGAUAUGUCGACCAGGGUGGCAACAAGCGGCCAGGAGCUUUCGCUAUUUACCUAGAGCCAUGGCACACCGAUAUCUUUGAGUUUUUGGAUCUUCGUAAGAACCAUGGCAAGGAAGAAGUCCGGGCUCGCGAUCUCUUCCUUGCUCUCUGGACGCCUGAUUUGUUUAUGAAGCGUGUUGAGCAAAACAGCGAAUGGACUCUGUUUUGCCCCAAUGAAGCACCAGGGUUAGCUGAUGUCUAUGGCGACGAGUUUGAGGCACUUUACGAAAAGUACGAAAAGGAAGGCAGAGGCAAGAAGACUGUAAAAGCCCAGAAACUCUGGUACGCCAUUCUUGAAGCUCAAACAGAGACAGGAAACCCCUUUAUGCUUUACAAGGACUCUUGCAACAGAAAGAGCAACCAAAAGAACCUGGGCACAAUUCGAAGCUCUAAUCUAUGUACUGAAAUCAUCGAAUAUUGCUCACCAGAUGAAGUUGCGGUUUGCAACUUGGCAUCUAUUGCGUUGCCCACUUUUGUUGAUCCUAUCCGGGGAGAGUAUGACUUCGGCAAACUCCAUGAAGUAACUCAGGUUGUUGUUCGCAAUCUUAACAAGAUCAUUGAUCGGAAUUACUAUCCAGUUGAGGAAGCGAAACGAAGCAACUUCCGUCAUCGUCCCAUUGCUUGUGGUGUACAAGGUCUUGCGGAUGCUUUCCUUGCUCUGCGACUUCCAUUUGAUUCCCCUGAAGCAAAACAGUUGAAUAUUCAAAUUUUUGAAACAAUUUACCACGCAGGAUUGACUGCAUCCUGCGAGUUAGCGAAGAUUGAUGGUCCAUAUUCCACAUAUGAAGGCUCCCCGGUCUCUCAAGGUAUUCUUCAGUAUGAUAUGUGGAAUGUUACUCCAACCGACCUUUGGGAUUGGGAUUCAUUGAAACAAGAUAUUGCAAAGCACGGAGUGCGUAAUAGUUUACUUGUUGCGCCCAUGCCUACUGCCAGCACCAGCCAGAUUCUUGGGUUCAAUGAAUGCUUUGAGCCCUAUACCUCUAAUAUCUACUCUCGCCGUGUUCUUGCUGGUGAAUUCCAAAUUGUCAAUCCAUGGCUCCUGAAAGACCUUGUGGACAUGGGUCUCUGGUCUGACAACAUGAAAAAUCGUAUUAUUGCAGAGGGUGGCUCAAUUCAAAAUAUUCCCAACAUUCCCCAGGAUAUCAAAGCACUUUAUAAGACUGUCUGGGAAAUAUCUCAGCGAACUAUUGUCCAGAUGGCUGCUGAUCGCGGUGCAUUUAUCGACCAAUCCCAGUCGCUAAAUAUCCAUCUGAAGGAGCCCACCAUGGGCAAGAUUACCAGCAUGCAUUUCACUGGUUGGAAACUCGGCUUGAAGACCGGAAUGUAUUAUCUCCGUACAAUGGCUGCCUCUGCUCCAAUUCAAUUUACUGUGGACCAAGAACAACUCAAAGUUGCGGACACGAACGUUGCGCGCGUCAAUGGUGCUCUGAAAAAACGAGGUGGUGUUUCCCCCAGCUCUGCCAGCGCCUACUCCUCUGUUCCUCGUCCCAUGUAUGAUCAAAUACAGGACGAUGACCAGGCAUCAUCCUUACCUCAAGUGGGCACGAUAACCGUUGACAUUUCCUCAACGCCUGCUGCUUCCCAGCAAAGUACUGUGUUGGCAUCAUCGGAAGGUACGAAGGCAAAGGCCAAUGGAUCUGAUGAUUCCACAAAAGAAGAAACCGACGGCCAGGGGGAGACCGAGGCCGAUAUAUAUUCGCAGAAAGUUAUUGCUUGCAGUAUCGAAAACCCAGAAUCCUGUGUGAUGUGCAGUGGUUAA
Messenger RNA from Histoplasma capsulatum G186AR, 2646 nucleotides. RefSeq names its product ribonucleoside-diphosphate reductase subunit large. The transcript has 5 exons. Bases 1 to 2646 code for a protein of 881 amino acids. The record is from RefSeq and is a predicted model, not a curated record. Gene Ontology annotation, molecular function: ATP binding; ribonucleoside-diphosphate reductase activity, thioredoxin disulfide as acceptor. Gene Ontology annotation, biological process: deoxyribonucleotide biosynthetic process; DNA replication. Gene Ontology annotation, cellular component: ribonucleoside-diphosphate reductase complex. NCBI's taxonomy places the organism in Eukaryota, Fungi, Ascomycota, Eurotiomycetes, Onygenales, Ajellomycetaceae.